AUGGAGGGUAAACCGCUGUUGACGGAAGAGUCGGCAGCCUUCACCGCUGAUCGUCAGAUUCCUCCCGUCGACCCUCCUGGAGCUCCUGGCCAUCCUCAAGUAUCUUUCAAUUAUUUGAAAUGGGGACCGAGCAGAUUUUAUGAGCCGUCAUUUGACAUUUUGAAGAAAUCGCCUCCAGUUCUUAGGAAAGGAAAAGAAAAAGUAAUACCAGGUUUGGCGGCAACAAUUCUAAACCUCUAUUCAUGGAAGAGGGGAUUUCAUUUCUCGGAAACUAGUGGGAAGCAAUCAAGAUGUGUUGCUGAAAAAGUUCUAGAAGGAGGACCUUGGUAUGUCAACAGCCACAUCAUGGGGAUGGAUAAAUGGUCCCCUUUAUUCACACCUUCAUCCUUAAAAGGCCUCUCCUCACCAAUUUGGAUAAGGCUUCCUCAUUUGCCUUUGAUUUGUUGGGACAAAGAUAAUGUGGCCAGAAUUGCUUCUAUGAUUGGACAACCGCUAUGGAUAGAUGGAAAUAUGUUCCAGUGGAGCAAAAGGGAGUUUGCAAGAGUUUGUAUCAGAAUGGCUCUAGAUCAACAAUUCCCUAUAGGUGUUUGGGUAGAAAGCUCUUACGGUCGUUUCUUUCAAAAAUUUGAAUAUGAGAAGGUUACCACAAUCUGCUUCAAAUGUGGGGAGGUAGGACAUUUGAUAGACAAAUGUAUUGAAGGGAACCCUACCAAUCUUGAAGGCCAAACUUCUAAAAUGGGUCCUCACUGUGAAAAUCAAUUACCAACGGAAGGACUAGCAACUGACAAAGAUUAUGGUCCUUGGAUCCUUGUUAAGAAUACAAUGAGAAGGAGGAGGACUAGUUCUAACAUUGAAAAAUCUGUUAACAGAGGAAAGCAAGGGUGUGCCUUACAGAGUAUAGAUGCUAAAUUCUCUAAAGAUAUGGAAGAAUCAAGGUUAGAAGAUAAUUCAAAAGGUCCCAGCUGGACUGAAACUUUUACAGUUAAAGACAUUCCUGACUUGGAAAUGCCUGUCUCAAAUUCAUACUCAAUCGGUCCCAACUCAGCCAGAAAAGAAAAUAAAGGCUUUGACACAGAGAAUGGAACACUCGAAGAAGGGAAAAUUCCUGAUCAAUGGAUGGAAAGAUUUGUUGUUGUUGAACAAUUGGAGUUGACAGACUCUUCAAAAGCUAAACGGAAAUUAAUGAAGGAACUCAUUUCCUUGGGUAAAGAUAACAUUCUUUCUCAGAAAAGGAAAAGUGAAAACUCUAAGAAGAUUAAAAGUGGAAUUUAA
This is a messenger RNA of Dendrobium catenatum, 1272 nucleotides long. RefSeq lists its product as uncharacterized. Lineage: Eukaryota; Viridiplantae; Streptophyta; Magnoliopsida; Asparagales; Orchidaceae. The coding region runs from base 1 to 1272 and encodes 423 amino acids. The record is from RefSeq and is a predicted model, not a curated record. The transcript has 4 exons. Gene Ontology annotation, molecular function: nucleic acid binding; zinc ion binding.